AUGACCUACGAAAAAUCGGUAGACAUCUCUGACAUCAACAGGGCGAUGUUCAAGUGCCCAUGGCUGGAAUAUCCAGGAAGGACCAAAGAACUCAGAAGAGCUGCAGCUCCUGUCUUACUGCCCUUAUCCUGUCACCAGGCACCAAAGGAAGAGCUCCCCCCAAGUCCGGAGUGCUGGAGGGAGCACCCGAGCAAGCCAAAUGCCAUACCUUACUGCUACUCCAAGAAGCCCGAGAUCUACACGCACUGGUAUGCCCUGUAUGAUCACCGAAAGGAACGGGAGUCCCAGAAGAUACUGAGGAAAAUGAGAGAUCACCCCAGGUACCUCAAGGAGGGUACCCUCAGCCAAAAGCUCCAUCUCCCCAUGAGCAAGCUGACUCGCAGGUCUCCGGUGGAGUCCAAGCCCUUAGACCCUGCUGGGGAUCCCCUGAAGUGGCAAAGAUUAAAGGAACUCACAGAAAGCCUGAAAUCUCCCAGGGAGGAUGAGCAGCUCUACGCAGCACAGGCUCUGGGGUGCCUGGGGGUCAGAGACAAGUUUGUCAUGGACGCACUGCGGCAGGUGGCCCAAGCCGGUCCAGAGAAAGUGAAGUAUGAGGCCUGUCGAGCCCUGGCCAUCCUGGGAUGCCUGAAAAAGGACGUGAUCCAGACUCUCAUCAAGAAGUUGAAGGGGCAAAAUGAGGGACAGAGGAUGGAUACUCUGAUAGCACUUCGGACGGCUCUGAACUCCUGGGCUACUGUCCCCAGAGAUCAGAGGACUCAGGUGGAGGAUGAAGAGAAGCUGGAGCUGGCGCUACUGAUGCUGAUAAAGAAGUCAGGGUACAAGGCGGCGGCGGAGGCGGCCCUGUGCUUGGGGUUCCUGAGGCCCUACAGCAACGUGGCCCGGGAGCACUUGCUGCAGUGCCUGUGCCAAGGGCCGAAGACCCAGCAGAUGAAGGCACUCACUGUGCUGGUCAAGAUAAUGGGUGUGCACUCAGCCACAGUUGUCAGGAGCAUCCUGGACCAGCUGUCCUGUUCCAGCGUCCUGGAGCACCGUUUUGAAGCCACCCAGAUGCUCAAGGCCAUUGGGCUGGAACAGAUCCAGGCACAUGGUCUAGAAGAACUCACAUUUGACCUACUCAGGAAGAAGACAUACAAUGAACCUUUCUUCGCCAUAAGGCAGGCUGUUGCUGAAACUGUGGAAGAGCUCAAGAUGAAGUCCACGAUGUUGAACUUGGUGGAGGCGCAGCUGAUGAGCUCAAAUGCCAUGGAACGCCAGGAAGCAGUCAUCUCUCUGAGCGUCCUGGGGAUCCGCAGCCCACAGGUGUUCCACUUGGUCCUGGACAUGCUGGAUGUGGAGAAGAACACGUCUGUGAAGAAGAGUCUACAAGAAACAUUAAUUCUUUUGGCCUCCAUUGAUCCCUGGAUCCAUAACAAGCUAAAGAACAAGGUUCUGUUUAUAUGUGAGAUGCCAAAGACCAGCAUGAAGGUGGAGUUCACAAGGUUCCGGAAAGAGCCUGAGAACCCUGAAGAGUCAAAUAUCCAAGACUUUCAACUUACAGAGCUGAACCCCUUGUUUCUUACAAAGUCCAGUGCCACGUUAGACCAACAGAAAAAGCUAAACCCCCCAAAAGGGUCUGAUACCCCUGGCUUCCUACCCUCUCUCUAUAUAUCCCCCAAACACAAGUCACUGGGGUCCUGGACACAAGGGAUCAGAAAACAGCUCCAGAUCUUUGCUGAGACCCCCAACUAGGUCAGUUGUUUAGGUCAAGUCCCUGCCCUUUCCUUAAGGGUGCUUCUCAGGCUCGCCUGAG
Messenger RNA from Cervus elaphus (red deer), 1789 nucleotides. It is a transcript of the gene HEATR9, whose product is annotated as HEAT repeat containing 9. Lineage: Eukaryota; Metazoa; Chordata; Mammalia; Artiodactyla; Cervidae. The coding region runs from base 1 to 1728 and encodes 575 amino acids. The transcript is spliced from 15 exons. The record is from RefSeq and is a predicted model, not a curated record.